Messenger RNA from Oryza sativa Japonica Group (Japanese rice), 3094 nucleotides. RefSeq lists its product as uncharacterized. The record is from RefSeq and is a predicted model, not a curated record. Gene Ontology annotation, biological process: SCF-dependent proteasomal ubiquitin-dependent protein catabolic process. Lineage: Eukaryota; Viridiplantae; Streptophyta; Magnoliopsida; Poales; Poaceae. Gene Ontology annotation, cellular component: SCF ubiquitin ligase complex.
GCGCUCUCCCCCUCGCCCGCGCGGGAAAACCAUAAAAAACUGCGCCGCCGCCCAAACCGCCUCCUCCUCCUUCCCCCGCAAGCCUCUCCCCCUUCCCCCCCCCUCUCUCCCGCCGCCCUCGCGCUCCUCCAUCGCCGAUGCCUCGCCUCCGCUCGGGCGCGGACACCGCGAGUGCAUCCGCGGGGGUCACACUUCCACCGUCGCCGUCGCCGCCGCCGCCGACGGAGAUGGCGGGCGGGUCGUCGGCGGGGACUCCGUGGCCGUCCCCGUCCACCGCCCUCACCCUCGGCCUCGGCCUCGGCCCCCCCGCCGCCGACGGAUCCCUCAAGUCCCCCGGCCUGGCGCCGCCGCCUCGCCGCAGCCUGCGCCUCGCCUCCGGGGCGGUGGCAUCCGGCGUCGCGAGCCCGACCACUACCCCGGCGUCGUCCGCUCCUGCUGCGGGGGCCGAUGGCGCUUCCUCCGGCUCUGGUUCCGCGUCGUCCGGGAGGAGGAAGGGGAGGGCACAAGCGAUUCCUGCCCCCGUUGCUUCUCCGACCAGCGCUGGUGAGUUUGGGGGCGGCGGCGAAGUUAGGGUUUGGGGCGGCGGUAAUCGUAGUGGUGAAGCGGCAUUCAUAAGCUUGCAAUCGGGGUCUAGGGUUGCGAAACGGUCGAUGGAGCUUGGUGUUCAAAUGGGUGGGGAGAUGGGUCUCGGAUCGAAUGGAGGUGGCGGGGCUGGAGGCCAGGUGCAUGAUGAAAUGCCACACCGGAAUGUGGAUAGUUCGGGGAAGCGUCGUAAGAUAGGGAUGGAGAUCCCAUACGUCUCUGAUUCAGAGAGUGACAAUGAUGAUGACUGCAUACUUCCAGGGGAGGAUGGCAGUAGGAUGCCGGUACAGUUAUGCGCUGCUUCUGAUUUGAUUGAACUGAAUCUGUUCACCAUGAGCAUGGGCAGGACAGAUGAAGGGAGAAUGGGUGAUUCUGUGAAGACAGGUAAAAAGAAAGCUAGUGGAGUUACUAUUCGAGAAAAUGACAUCCCCAUUGACGAGCAUGUGCACGGACAGAGUUCGGCAAUUGGUGAGAGUAUUGAGCUAUUAGCAUCUCCUAUGCGAAGUGCAUUAGGCGAAAACCAUGCAGGUAUGUAUUCCACAGAAGAGGAGAGAAGGCAGAAGGCUAGGUAUGAUGUUAAAGGCAAAGGGAAGCUGUAUUUGGGGAACGAUGAUUCUGGUGCUGGUACCGGGAUUGGUAAGUUUAGUCCCGAUAGUAAAGGAAAGGCUAAGAUGGUUGUGGAAGAGAGUUCAUUGUCUGUUAGCUCAGGUGCGGAUCAAAUGGAUUUGAACUCAGUGAUUUCUGAAGAGGUGCAGAGUUUCCCAGCAGAUCAUUGGGAACCACGUCGGAGAGAAAGGGCAAGACAGAGAGCUAUUGAAAUGGCUCCUAGGUUUGCAUUCUUCAAAGCAGAUGAAGAUGGACAUAGUGAUGAUGGUGAUGAUGAUGAUGACAAUGCAGAAGAGUUGGAACCGGUUCCUGAUCCUCAGGACUGGCCAGGUCCAUUUUCAACUGCAAUGAGGAUCAUUACUGACAGAGAAGCUAAACUGAGAGCUCGGGAGUUGAAUUCUUCCAACUUGAACAAGUCUGCUAAUAAGGUCAUUUCGUGGAUACCUUCCAAAGAUAGGAAAUCUCCACUGCGAUCUGCUCCAUCGCUUACUAGCUUGUGCUUGCAAACUCUUUCAAAUAAUGCUGAAGCUAUCGAAUCACUUGCUGGCAUUCCAGAUGAGCUAAAAAAUAGACUCUUAUCUAGUCUAUGCCAUUCUAGAAAGAUGAAUGUCCAUCUUCUUGGUGAACUCAUGUGUGAUAAUCCUGUGACAGUGCAACUCAGUGAGUGUUCAUGGUUGAGUGAGGAUGACUUUGAGACCAUUUUUGGGAAAUGCAGGACAGAAAUCUUGCAGGUUUUGCAGCUUGACUUAUCUGGGCGAUGCAUGCCUGACUACAUGUUGCCUGCUACCUUAGCAAAGGUUCCUAACAGCAUGCCAUUAUUGAAAAAAAUAUCUCUGAAGGGAAAUUACCGUCUUUCUGAUAGUGGGUUAGACACAAUAAUCUCUGCAGCCCCUUCUCUGAGUUCGCUAAAUUUGUGCGAGUGUUCUCUUCUCACUUCAACUGGAAUCGAGAAUCUUGCUAACAAGUUGAGUUUAGUCCUUACGGAACUAUAUAUUGAUGACUGCUUAAACGUGGAUGCCAUGAUGAUUCUUCCUUCCUUACAAAAGAUUAAGCAUUUAGAGGUUUUAUCAAUGUCUGGCAUACAAUCUGUCAGCAAUAAGUUUGUCAAUGAGCUUAUUCCUGUACACGGUUCAAAUCUGAAGGAGUUGGCAUUUGCUGGUUGCUUGCAACUGACAUCAUCUUCCAUUAAGACUAUUGCGGGGAACUGCCCACAAUUAUCUUCAUUGGACCUUCGCAACCUGAAUAGAUUGCGGGAUUCAGCAAUGAGACAUCUUCGCAAUGGUUGCCGGCUUAUAAAAAAAAUAAAGCUCCAAAGGAAUACAUUCAGUGAUGAAGCUGUGUAUCGGUUCUUGGAACAGUCUGGAGGAUACCUAACUGAGUUAUGCCUGAACAAUGUUGAGAAGGCUGGAAAUCUUACUGCUUAUGCAAUUGCUCGCAACUGUUCAACGCACUUGGAGGUUCUGGAUCUUUCCUUUUGCCGUGAACUGACCAAUGAAGCGUUGGGGCUGAUUGUCGACAGCUGCUCAUCAUUGAGAAUUCUCAAGCUAUUUGGGUGUACCCAGAUCACAGAUGUUUUCCUGAAAGGCCACUCAAAUUCGCUGGUUACAAUUGUUGGGAUAGAAGGGAAUAUACUGAAGCAAACGGGGAGUCUUUAGUUCCCAUGAUAACCUACAUUAAACUAGCCAUUCAGCUUAGUCAUGAUGUCGAAGCCCCUGAAGGUGGCUGUAGCUUCUGGCAGGGAAUAUUUUUGCAAGCCUACCCUGCUCUCUGCUGAUAUCAAUUAGAUGAUCCUAUAGAGGAUUAGCAUUCGAGUGUUUAACAUUCGUUCAUGUUAUGAAAAAUCCAACGUUACAUUACCAAAGUACCAAACUAUUGAAAGAAAGUGAACUGUAUCAUUUUGGUCACA